Molecule: messenger RNA, 1228 nt
Organism: Cephus cinctus (wheat stem sawfly)
Lineage: Eukaryota; Metazoa; Arthropoda; Insecta; Hymenoptera; Cephidae
Exons: 4
Coding region: 203-1228 (341 amino acids)
Cellular component (GO): extracellular matrix
Source: RefSeq, a predicted model, not a curated record
CUAUUUUCGUGAAAUCCACUGUAUAAGACUUCUAUCUCAUAAUCAUUGUGUAAACGAAUCUCCUAGUUCUCACGUUUGGCAAUUUCAACACUCUGAGAAGCGUAUAAAGAGGCUGAACUGCCAGUGCGCUACUUCAUUUAGUACCAGUUCAAUUGUUGUGUUCAAGUGUCUAUGUUGAAGAAACAGAAAAUAAUAAAAAGCCAUGUACCACUUAAAUACUGUUUGUACUCUUGGCUUGCUCAACCUCUACGUCGUUGUUCACUCCGUGGAACUGCCUAUACCGGAGCAUCGUCUGGAACCCAGAAAUUUCAACCACCAUCCUUACACGGUUUUACCGCAGCUUCUCCUGGAGGACUUUGAUCAUCCGUACGCCGCACUUUCCUUCAAGUUAUCAGGAGCCAAAGGGAGGCAAAACACGCACGACAUAAAUCAUGUCUCUCAAUUUGGUAACCUUGACGACUAUGUGCGACGGUUACUCGGCACUAGGAUGGCAACGCCAAGGAACUACUCGGUUUCCAAGAAGGUUGAAAAUGGCCGUCAAAAGAGUAGUCACGCCUAUAGUCUGGAAAAAAUCGAGCAACCCUGUGAAAAUCACGGUUCGUCAACUCGUGGCCAAUACAAAGUAUCCUUACCCGAAGAACGUCUUCGAAUCGUUAACUAUAUAGCUGACGAUGAUGGUUAUCGUGCUGACGUCAGCUACGAGCAGGAGCACAACCACCGACACCAUUACUACUAUCAGGACCAGGACCAGGAUCGACACCACUACCAGAAGCAGGAGCAGCUGAAAGAAAAACCUAUAGUCGAGAACGUCGAAGAUCUACCGGCGGAAGUGGAUGUGCACACCAGGAUAGCCCUCCAAUCAGCUAACUUGGCUAAAAUCCAGUCGGACUUGGUGAACAUCCCCAGGAGGGGACACGUAGACCAGAAACCGGCAAGAUCGUACCAGAGUGACGUAUCCGCACCAGGAUCAGCUUCGUUUUCCACGUUAUACGAGGGAAUUCUAUUAUCGUCUCUCCUGCCGACGAGGACGACGUAUGAGUUGACGAACGCAGCAACGAUCAACAAUGAGAUUAUCAGUAGUUCAUCGGAUCGAUCCAGAUCAGAUUACCUCUAUGACGAUUCAGCAUCCACGAGGGGGCCUGUGUAUACGUAUAGAGUUUCAAAGGAUUGCGAUUAUUUAAAUUAUAACAGCUAUGAUUACCUGCUCCACUAUCCGUGCUGGUUGUAA